This is a messenger RNA of Lizanozyma spartinae, 2373 nucleotides long. RefSeq lists its product as uncharacterized. Lineage: Eukaryota; Fungi; Ascomycota; Pichiomycetes; Serinales; Debaryomycetaceae. The record is from RefSeq and is a predicted model, not a curated record. Bases 1 to 2373 code for a protein of 790 amino acids. The transcript has a single exon. Gene Ontology annotation, molecular function: RNA binding.
AUGUCAGACAUUCAUACGGUGGUGUUGAAUUUUGAAUACUCUUACUUAAUUAAGCCAAAGAGUUUGAUCCCAGUAUUUCAAAGCAAAUCUGGGUUAUGGCGGAUUGAACAAUUAUUAAGCACUCAAGAUGAAUACCAUAUCAUUGAUAACUUGGACCCUUUUUGGAAGACAGUUCAAAACAUUAAUUCUAAUUGCCAUCAUCCCAACAGCAUUCACUUAACUGAGCCUUCAAUCUUGAAGCAGUCGUCUUCAGGAAGAUUAACCAGUCUUAUUUCUGUUUCUCUCAAGGGUACACUUGACUUCAUAGAAAAAACUCGCCCUUUAGUUCUUAAAUCAUACAAUCAAGUUAGUUUCAAAGAGAUAAUAUUGAAUCAUCAUGAGUUCAAUGAAAUUACCCAAGAUUUUGUUAACGGAUUGAAUAAAUUGGCCAGUUUUUACAACGUUGAAAUCGACAUGUUCAGUGAUUAUCAAACAGACUUUCAUCAUAGAAUUAACCCUUCAAUAGGCAAUUCACCAAUUUAUAUAUUGGGAAAUCAUGAUCAAAUUGCAGCUUGCGAAUCUCAGUUAAGAAUACUCGUGGAUUCCAUGAUUCAAGGGUUGAUCAUUGAUAGCUAUGAUAUUAGUCUCAACUUGAUUCCAUUGAUAGGUGGAGCAGACUUGACAAAUUUCACUCAACUUGCUCAACAACUGAAUGUCAAUAUCUAUAUUCCAGAUUUAACUCCUUAUAUAUUUGGUGAUCCCUCCAAAGACCUGCAAGAUCAAGUUAGAAUUUGGUUGAGUGCUCGGGAUAUUCUGGAGAUCUUGUUAACAAAAACUUUGAUUAGCAACAUCACAUACAAAGUAUAUGCAAAGCAAAUUGAAAUAUCAAAGUCAAAACUAGACUUGAUGUUAUUAAAAAAUCAAAGAGAUUUUCUUCAGAUUAUGAUUAAACAUGGAACUUUUAUCGAUGCUCCAGGGUUAGGAUGUAUUGAUAAUAAAAUAACUGUUUUCGGUACUAACGCUGAAUCAGUCGAAGAAUCUAUUCAUGAAUUGGCGUUAUUAACUUCACAAUUCUAUCAGAUUUUCAUUAGUUUCACUUCCAUUGGAAAAAAUGAUCAAGUCCUUGAAUCUUAUUUGAUAUCGCUGUUAAAGAAAAAUUGUUCUUUGACUUGCAAUCAUUUUGGAGCUCAAAUAGUUGGAUCUUCAAUGGAAGUUAAAGAAAUGCUCAUGAUGAUGAGUCAUGACCAAGUAUCACAACAUCUCGAUAACAAGAUUCAAUUGAAAUUAAGAUUGGAGUUGAACAACUCUCAAAAGGACUUCAUCAGUGGAAAAAAAAAUGGUAAAAUUCAAAAGAUUUUGACAACUUUGAACCAAAAAUUGGUCAUCAAAUUUAAGCCAUAUAAUGAAUAUAACUUCCACAUUGACUUGAUUCUCAAUAAUGAUAUCAAUACUUUAAUAAAGGGGGUAGAGUUGUUCGAAUUGGAAUUACCAUGUGAUUUACAGUUCAAUGUUCCAGACUUAUUCCACAAGUCCAUUAUUGGAAACGGAGGAAGUGUUAUUCAAUCCAUUAUGAAAAAAUACAAUGUGUUCAUCAAGUUUAGCUCUAAAAGCAAAAAUGAAACUAUCACCAAUAGCAAUAGAUACACCUUUACACGUGAUAGUAAUGUGGUCAUCAAAUGUCCUCAGAAAAAUGCCCGUAACAUUCUUUUGGUCAAGCUGGAAAUUGACCGCAUGUGUGGCUUGAGUAACCACAAAUACAACGUUGUUCGUUUCAAGCUUUUCAAGUCUCAAUAUUUGUUAAUUUUGGCGCACAAUAAAUUGGGAGAAAUCCAUCAACUUGAGCUUGAAUUUGGAUGCUUUAUAAAAUGGCCUCAACUGUUGGAUGAUUUUCAUAGUACAGUGGAACAAGAGGUUGUUAUUUCAAUCAUGGGUUACGAUAAAAAACCUGAACAAUGUGCUCAAAAAUUGAAGUCAAUGAUGCCUCAAAACUUUGAAUUCAAAUUGAUUGACAACACUAACCACCAGAUACCACUGGAUAUGUUCCUGAAAUGUUUUAUUCCCUUUAAGAUGAUGCUUGGAGUAGAAGCCUUAAUCCGUCCUAUAUACGAGGAAAACACAAUGUGUCAACAAAUUAUAUUGUCAUAUUACGAAGAUGAUAAAGCCCAGGUGGCUAUUAAAGAUUUAACUACAUAUUUGAGGGAGAACCGUAUUAUGAUAUUAGAUAAGCAAGAACUCAAAUAUGAUCCAAUCGUGUUUGUUAGCACCAACUUUAAGUUGAGAACUAUCACAAAUACCCUGACGCCUACACCACAGGUUUCCACUUCAAAGUUGGCUCGUUCCAAGAUUGGCAUGAAUUAUCACAAUACUAAUAGACGUAAGAAAAUCAUCACUUAG